AUGGACAUUAUCCUAGACGGAGCAGUCUCCGCUCAUCGUCAAGAGCAGCAGCAGAUAGGUAUUCAAGAUCCAAACACUACGACAGAUACGACAGAUACGACAGACACGAGAGAUAUGAUCGACGAGAGCCAAAGCAAAGCUCGUCGAUAUGGUCGACCAUCAAGACGAGACUACUCUCCGGAGGACACCUACAGGCGGGACCGCCCUGAUGUGACUGUGUACUCGUCUCGACCAAGAUCUCAUCAUGCCCCGGCGAGAUCACCACGCAAAGAGUACAUUGUUACGAGGAGUGGUACGACGAAAACUCGCUCAAGGAAGGACUCCCUCAGCAUUGACGAACGAAUGCGGUUACUUGACAUCCGAGACCGGUUCCGUGACGAAGUUGAGAAGGUGAAACAGUGGCAGCCGUCGACACGAUCGUACCGUCCGCGUCGGGACUAUGACAGAAGGUCGUCGUACUACUGA
Verruconis gallopava is the source of this 465-nucleotide messenger RNA. RefSeq lists its product as uncharacterized. The coding region runs from base 1 to 465 and encodes 154 amino acids. The record is from RefSeq and is a predicted model, not a curated record. The transcript is spliced from 2 exons. Lineage: Eukaryota; Fungi; Ascomycota; Dothideomycetes; Venturiales; Sympoventuriaceae.